AUGGCCACCCAAAAAGGCCCUUCAGACCUCCAGAAAAUCAUGAACAAGCUCGGGUUGAAGUUGAAUCUUCCCACUUUAUUGCUGAUGUUUAAGGAGCCUGGAUCUCAGGCUACCGAGGAGCUGUUGCUCCCACAAUCGGUCUCGCCAUGUAUUCAUCCUUUCGCCCAGCCUACUUUCAGCGAGCUCACGAUUGCUAGAUAUCAAGAUGCUGGCGUCGCCAGACACUAUUCGACCAUUGGCUACCUCAUCCCUAUCAUGUCCCUCUUCGUCGUUCCUAUCCUGCCUCGAGCCAGAUUUCUUCAGAAUUUUUUCGUUACCUGCUUUCUGACUUGCCUUGCCGCUGCUAUCUCACUCCUUUAUAUGUGGACCGCUAUCAAAGCGCGACAAAAUACCACCCACCUUUCAGAAGAGCGAAACAAUGGGCCAGUUCCUGGAGCCGAAAUUGUCCCAUACAAUGCUGCAGCUAGUGCCUGCCUGGCUGUUUGGUUCUUCUUUGUGCUAUGGCUGUACAAUACCUUUCGUGCAUAUCGACCCCAGUACUUCCUUCCUCUUAUUGUUUUCUCAAUCUUCAUCAACAUUACUGCCACAUAUGGGUGCAUCUUCCCUACGAUGGAACAGGCCUAUUCCUUGACCAGGUUUCUCCUUGAUACCUUUUUCGUCGGAUUCGGAAUUGCCUUUGCGGUCCACUUUGUGGUUCUGCCAAUCACCACACGAGACCUUGUUACCCUCAUGCUGAAUGAAUACCUCCAUCACCUUAAAGUGGUUUUCGAUGCCCAAGGCGCGCUCAUCCAUUCCUUACCCGCUCGAGAUUGGGGUGUCGUGAGUGGAACUAGCAGUCUUGAGGGCGAAAGUGAUAACAGCAAUCCGGAUGAGAGAAUCACACCCUGGCCGGAAGCUGAUACCUGGAGGACUGCCACCGCGGCAGCAACGGAAUCUCAAGUCAAAAUCCACUCGGAAAUGCGAUACGUCAAACGAGAGUUUGCUUGGAGCAAACUGGCCGCAACGGACUUUGUGUGCAUCACGAAAUUGCUCAAGAAUAUCCUCGUUCCUGUUGCUGGUAUGGAGACCGUCAUUCAAGUGGGAGAUCGUGUGGAAAAACAGGGCGGAUGGGCUUCUAUGAAACCCCCUAAAGAUGGCUCUAGUUCCGGUGUUUCCGAACCGUCCAUGGAUGAAGAAGAGAAAGAACGUUGGGGUUGGUUCUUUGAUCAAAUCCACGAACCUUACAAACAACUCGAACGAGCAAUGAUUGACGGUCUCGACUACGCAUUUCACACGAUGGGAAUCACCAAGAAGCCAAUGUUCAGCACAAGCCCGGAACUGGAAGCGAGAGGAGCAGAUUCUCUAGAUGGCAAAGGGUUUGCCAAGUACCUUGAAGGAACCAUUGACAAUUUCUUGACCGAGCGAGAAGGGCCUUUGAGGGAAUGGUGUCGGUUGAAUGGCAUGGACGACUCCAAGGAAACAUCUUCGAGGAAGCUGCUUCAUCAACGACAUCGAUCUCAACUGUACCUCAUCCUUGACCUCGAGUACUCCGUCGUCACCACUGCGAAAGGAAUUCUGGAUCUCGUUCGCUUCGCCGACUCCAAAGUUGAAGACGGAACCAUGAGGAAGAAACGCCUUAUUGUUCCAACCUGGAAACAAUUGAAAAAGUGGGCCUGGGCUCUCAUUACUCGAGAAGACGGCAACCUGGACUACCACACCUACAGCUACCGUAGCGGCACUCCGACUGUGUAUCUCGGCAAUGCUCUAGGCGUGGAACGAGACCCUGAACAUCUCCUACCGGAAACUUGGUUCGAGAAGUUUACGGAUUAUUUCCGGAUGAUCCCCAAGAUCUUCGGCUCCAAGGAAUCCUGGUUUGGCUUCAAAGUGGCUACGGGCACAAUGUUCAUCGCGAUAGUCUGCUACCUACGCAACUCUCAGGAAUUUUAUAUCAAACAGCGUCUCAUUUGGGGCGCGAUCAUGGUCGCCAUCAGUAUGACGCAGACGGCCGGAUCCGGCAUGUACGGACAAUUCUUACGUGUCUUCGGCACGUUCCUCGCCAUGAUCUUCUCCUACAUUGACUGGUACAUCGUGGACGGGCAUACCGCGGGAGUCAUUGUCUUUGUCGGCGUCACCAUGUUCCUGUACCACUACCUCAUGGUUACCAAACCCGACGACCCCGUCAUUCCUAUGAUCGGCAUGAUCACUGUGGUUUUGAUCGUGGGCUAUGAACUCCAAGUGAAACAAGUCGGCAUACCUAUCUCUGUUUCCAAUGGCCAAGUCUUUCACCCUGUGUAUGAAUUGGCACCGUAUCGACUAGCUUGUGUGCUCGCUGGCGUGGGUAUCGCAUGUCUCUUGACUUAUUUUCCAUCCGUCACGACGGCGAGGAGCGAAAUGCGGAAAGAUCUCGGAAAUACCAUGUAUCUUCUAGGUCAUUACUACAGCUCCACACACAAAGCCGUGUCUCUGCGCCUCAAGGGUCUGGAAGGAGAUAUAAGGGACAAAACCAGCCCGAUUAGAAAAGUGGAGAAGGCUCGGAGCCGGUUGUUCGCCAAACAGUUGAUUCUGAUCCAAGCUAUGAAGAAUCAUUUGAAAUUCAUCAGAUGGGAACCCACGUUCGGAGGUAGGUUUCCCAGAGAGACCUACGGGAGACUCCUCAACCAUACGCAAAACAUCCUCCGCUUUACUGGCAUGGUAGCCCAUGUGACCAAAACCUUCGAAGAACUGCCCGAAAACACCCACAGACACCCCCCGGUGGCCGAGGAGAGCAUGAGCGAGACCGUCAAAGGCACCUGGCUUAAGGAGUUUAAGGACCUUAUCGCCUCGCUAGAGUUGACCUCGCACGACGUCACUUCAUUGCUUGCCAUCAUCUCUGGCGCCAUCGUCACCGGCAAGCCUUUACCGCCGUACCUCAAGGCCCCUGAACACUACCACAUCGGCGAAACGCUCACGCGGUUGGACGCUGAUAUCUUGAGUGUCAAACACGUCUGUGAGCCCGGGUACUCGGCAUUUGCUGUCAUGCAGGUGAGCACGACGAUGUUGGCGCAAGAUCUCGCGGAUUUGUUGGUCGAGACAAAGAAACUGGUCGGGGAAGCGGAUUUCAGUCUCGAUGUGGUUGAGGGUGAUUAUGAGAAGAGAGUCGGUGUCAAUACAGUUUCGGCGACAUUCAGGGCGAAGGCGGAUUAG
Molecule: messenger RNA, 3162 nt
Organism: Rhinocladiella mackenziei CBS 650.93
Lineage: Eukaryota; Fungi; Ascomycota; Eurotiomycetes; Chaetothyriales; Herpotrichiellaceae
Exons: 7
Coding region: 1-3162 (1053 amino acids)
Source: RefSeq, a predicted model, not a curated record